CUUUGCCGUUGUAGAACGGAUCACACGAUGUACUCACAGGCACUGGACUGGCGUGGGUGCUACUGGAUUCCUCCUGCGCUCUGAGACCGAGGUCAGGUGUGAGAAGGUGCAGGGGUUGCUCGAGACUGACGCACAUCGCACAAUAUAGAAUGCCGAAGCCAUUUCGAAACCUGCUCAUUUUAACAUUGAUAAUGACGGCGUCAUGUCUCGAUGUGACGAAGAACGAUGCCAACACGACGACAACGGAGACGUCUACGUUGAUGAAUACAUCCAGAACGACAAUCGCUACCGAGGAAAAUGCAUCGCCGUCAUCCUCAUCUUUCCCCUUCGAUGUGGUUUGGGAGUGUCCAAAUAUUACAAAAGCGGGCGUGGAAUGUUCCUGCGACUUUCCACAUACGCUCAGAUGUACUGGCGAUAGAACGGCGCUACAAAUCAUCAGCGAGCAUUUGAAACGUAACCGACCGGACACGAUAUCGCUGCUGGAUGUGACCGUGACAGGGAUCUCCAUAUUGCCGGCACGCUUCUUCGAGGACAUCGCGCUUCACGGACUGGUCGUCUCUACCGGCGAAUUGAGACGCGUCCACGAGAACGCGUUCACAGCAUUGGCACGGCCGUUACAGGCGCUUGGAUUGCCCAACAAUCUUCUAGAUUCGGUUCCCACGACCGCGCUAUCGCAUCUGAUCGGUUUAGAUCGAUUGGAUCUGUCCCAUAACAAGUUGAAGACGUUAGAAGCGGACUCGUUUGAGGGACUGUCAAGCCUGACUUAUUUAGAUUUGUGCGACAACCUGCUGUCACAAUUAUCGCCGCAAGUUUUCCUGGCAUUGCCAAUAUUACGUUCGCUGAGAAUGCGCGGAAAUCGCCUAAGCGUUUCUGCGUUAUCCGCGCUCAGGGGUCUCAAACGCUUGGAGGAACUAGAUUUAUCGAGUAAUUUACUGCUAGGUCCAAUGAGUCCCAAUUUGCUACCACAAAUGCCCAGACUACACUUCCUCACCGUGUCGGAGAAUGGUCUUGUCAACGUUCAGCAAGGAGCUCUUAUGGGUCUUAGGAAUCUUACUUAUUUAAGCUUGAGUCACAAUCAGAUUGACGUGUUGGAGGAUCACUCGUUUAAGUACUUGUCAACUUUGACGCGGUUGGAUCUAGCGAAUAAUCGCAUCGUCGCUGUAUCCAGUGCCUCCCUAGCGCAUUUAGAGAAGCUAACCACUUUAGAUUUAACGCACAACUUUUUACGAGCGUUGACGGCCGAUUUAGUGGUGCCGCUAAAAAGUUUGCAGGACUUACGACUAGAUGACAAUGAGAUCACGAUCGUAGCAAGCGACGUACCGACAUCGAAGCUGCGUCUCAAGCGACUCUCACUUGCUGACAAUCCGUUGAAUUGCGACUGUACUCUACUGGAAUUCGCCAACUGGCUGACAAACUCCAGCCUGUUAGAGGAAGACAAGUCGUCGGCAGUGUGCGCGACACCGCCCGCUCUGGAAAACGGCAUCCUGACGCAAGUACCGCCGGGCAGUUUGCUCUGCGGUGAACCCACGCCGUCCAUGAUGACUCAACCGCCCCUGGCGAAAAUGCAACUAAGUCUUAAAGAGUUCCGUUAUGACGAAUCGACCGGCAUUAAUUUAUUGUGGCAUAUGGAGCAAUGUAUCGAGCAUUAUACUUGCGACUCGCUCAUCAUUUAUGAAACAAUCGACGACAGCGAAGUCCAGACGGAAUCUAGUCCGUUGCAUUGCGAUUCCCGGAUGAUGCGAGAUCCCUGCACUCUGCCGGUCACCAUACCUUCUGUGCAUCUACAAUUAGGUCAUAAAUACCGUUACUGUGUGGUCCUAUUGGUAUCCACUGCCUACGACGACAUGUCGCUCGGUCUCGAUUGUAGCGAUGUUAUCGUCUUGGAGGAAACUUUGAAACGGCGGAAGAUAGCAACGGAAGAGCAGUCGCCAAACGAAGAACAUCGUCAUCCUUCGACGUCUUCGACGCAGUCGCCUCUUGGCUCUUAUCCUCAAAUUACCGACGUCCACGUGAACGUAUCUGAUAAAGGUAAUCUGCACAUAGAUGUAGUUCUUUCUAGAACAAAGGAGAUGACCCUCGCAUCAUCGGUCUGCGAAUUAUCUAUUGUCGUGUUUGACGAAAUUUCCGCAAUUCAUCGGCAGAGGCUCAACUGCAGCAUCACCUUCGUCACUGACGUAGAAGUAUCGUGGCCAGGUUACUAUAAGGUAUGCGCCAGUCUGGACGAACACGCUGACGUGACUCUUGUUAUGUCCAACAACCUGAUAAAUGAUCGUGAAAGAUUUCGUUGCGUCGAAGUAGUUGAGCAGGGCUAUAGUAGACAAAACGCUGAGGUGUUCGUUGCAGUGGCUGUGGUUGCUGUGACCGGCGUCUUUCUCAUCGCUCUCAUUAUGCUUGGUCGCAGCCUUGUUAAACGGCUGCGGCAUCCCAGAAUUCAGGCGCAGUGCUUUCUACCGGCUCAGGAAUUCGAGAUCACCCACAAGGCACAUUAUAUUAAGCUUUUGGCCACAACAAAAGUUUAACGCCAACCGGAUACUGAUGACGAAUCUACAACAUUAUUCAUGUAGAAUUAAAAAUUUAGAAUUUAAAAAUUAAAAAAAAAUAUAUGUAUAUAUAUAUAUAUAUAUAUAUAUAUGUACAAUAGGUUUUAAUGUGAGUCAAUUUAUAUAGGGAUGUUUUUUUUUAUAAAAAGUAAUGUCUGUUCUAUAGAUUAAAAAUAUUUCUCGAUGUAUCUAUCUAAACAUCUCAUAGACAUAACGAACUAUUUCUACAAUAAAUUUUACUCAAUAUUUUUAUAUAAAUUUAAUAAAACAGGAGGGACGGGAAGAGAGUUGAAAAUACACGCCGGCUCUGCGAGCGAUGUUGAAAGAGGAAAGAUUAUCCUCAUUUUUUGUAAUAUAUAUUUAUAUAUAUUUACUAAUUCCGUUUGUAUGUUUAAAUACUGUAAAUAUAUGACUUUUUAAUCGUU
Cataglyphis hispanica is the source of this 2965-nucleotide messenger RNA. RefSeq names its product leucine-rich repeat-containing protein 15-like (gene Lrt). Bases 150 to 2519 code for a protein of 789 amino acids. The record is from RefSeq and is a predicted model, not a curated record. Gene Ontology annotation, molecular function: protein binding. NCBI's taxonomy places the organism in Eukaryota, Metazoa, Arthropoda, Insecta, Hymenoptera, Formicidae. The transcript is spliced from 5 exons. Gene Ontology annotation, cellular component: plasma membrane.